ACCCCGCAGACAGGAAGUUUAACACAUGCGUAGCUCUUAGCUUCUUGGUAGGAAGUUGAGCUCCUUCUGAAAACAUUUACAGUUACUUUCAAGUGUAAAUGCUCGCGAAUGGCAGCUCACAAAGAACUGUCCUGUGGCCAGCACACAGGCACACCCACCGCCCUCCAGAAACUGGAGGGGUUUGCUAGCCGACUAUUCCACAGGCACUCCAGAGGCACAGCACAUGAUCAGAGGGCAGUUCUGGAAGAGGACAGCCUUCGGGUCUCUGAGCACACUGCCUCAUGGGACAAAUCAAUGAAAGAAUUUCUAGCCAAAGCCAAAGAGGACUUUCUGAGGAAAUGGGAGAACCCUCCCCCGAGUAAUGCUGGGCUUGAGGAUUUUGAAAGGAAGAAAACCCUUGGAACGGGUUCCUUCGGAAGAGUCAUGCUGGUGAAACAUAAAGCCACCGAGCAGUACUAUGCCAUGAAGAUCUUAGACAAGCAGAAGGUCGUUAAGCUGAAGCAAAUCGAGCACACUUUGAAUGAGAAGAGAAUACUGCAGGCGGUGGAGUUUCCAUUUCUUGUUCGGCUGGAGUAUUCUUUUAAGGAUAAUUCUAAUUUAUACAUGGUUAUGGAAUAUGUUCCUGGGGGAGAAAUGUUUUCACAUCUAAGAAGAAUUGGAAGGUUCAGUGAACCUCAUGCCCGUUUCUAUGCAGCUCAGAUCGUGCUAACGUUUGAGUACCUCCAUUCCCUCGACCUCAUCUACAGAGAUCUCAAGCCGGAAAACCUCCUGAUUGACCACCAAGGUUACAUCCAGGUCACAGAUUUUGGGUUCGCCAAAAGAGUCAAAGGCAGGACUUGGACAUUGUGUGGCACCCCAGAGUACCUGGCCCCGGAGAUCAUCCUCAGCAAGGGUUACAAUAAGGCAGUGGACUGGUGGGCACUGGGCGUGCUGAUCUACGAGAUGGCCGCUGGCUACCCCCCAUUCUUUGCUGACCAGCCAAUUCAGAUUUAUGAGAAGAUUGUUUCUGGAAAGGUCCGGUUCCCGUCCCACUUCAGCUCUGAUCUCAAGGACCUUCUGCGGAACCUGCUGCAGGUGGACCUGACAAAGCGAUUCGGCAACCUGAAGAACGGCGUGAGUGACAUAAAGACCCACAAGUGGUUUGCCACGACUGACUGGAUUGCUAUUUACCAGAGAAAGGUUGAGGCUCCAUUCAUACCAAAGUUCAGAGGCUCUGGCGAUACCAGCAACUUCGAUGACUAUGAAGAAGAAGAAAUCCGUGUGUCUAUAACAGAAAAAUGUGGAAAGGAAUUUUGUGAAUUUUAGGGAGGAGAAAGAUUGCCCCGAGCUCACACUCAGUCCUUGCACGCUGUGGAGGUGGAAGGUGGAGCCAGCCGAGACCUGCUUGUUGGAGCGGGUUCCAAUCCCUUCAUUCCAGCAACUGCGUGAGGUCUUUCCUGCGUCAUCAGUGUGCGCUCUGCAACCACCUGUGUACCCAGGCACCGCUCCGCAGCAUCGUGUGUGCCGUAACUCGGUGUACACCGCGUCCUCCUGGUUUGGUUUUUCUCCACCCUCCUACAUCCUUCUCAUUCACUUCUCUGACCAGUGCUCCUUUAGUUCCUUGGUGUUUCAGAUGGGCAGUGUUAUGGCUGUGUGAUAUUUAAAAGGAAAGCUACAUGUUGCUUUUUGUAGUUUUGAGCGAUAUUUUUGCUGACCAGUGGCUUGAAGAUAAACUCUCUAAUGAUUAUUUUUAUUUGAGUAGCUUGGACUCAGUUUUGCCAAAACUCUUAGUAAUUUUGAAGAUGGAAUGUCUUACCAGCACGAGAAUUUGCAUAAAUGAAGAUAACUUUUCAGGGGUCACUGAUGUAGCAGUAAGUCAGAGCACCUAGACGGGCAGUAGGAUUCCUGGACAAGAGGCUUUGUUCCCCUUGGCCUUCUAAUAGUCUUCUCUCCAUGAGACAUUAAGUGACCAGACAGAUGCCUCAUUUGUCAGGAAAAGUGAGCGACGUGGCUCCUCCCCCCAGCUGUCUCCCUUGGUACCACGUCUCUGGGUUAGGAGAGAGGUCUAAGGUUUCUAAGCCUUCGCUUUUCCGUGGGGGCUUUAGCCAGUAUUUCAGGAAAGUGUGACUGAUAAGUGACACUUUGUGAGAUUUCUCAGACAGUCCUCAUCGGUGGGUUCUCGAGGGAAAUGAGCAGACAUGGACUUGGAUAAAUGCUAAGUCAGCAGAAGCCUGGAUCCCUGCUUGCAGCUUAAAGGUUCUCUCCUUAAAGAGAACUUUGCUGUUUGCUUUGGUUGGUAACAGGUAAGAACAAAAGCAAAGCAGUUGGUAUUGCUUCCUCUUCUGAGGGAAGAAGACGGCACUGUUGCAGCCUUGACUGACUGACGUGUUUCCCUGCCUGGCCAGUGACAGGAGAACGCAAAGCUUAAGAAACUGCCACAUUUGUAUUUAAUUUUGAGGUGUGAUAUCUUUAAGUACGUCAGGAUUGCUAACCUUUCUCCUUCAUACACAGAGUAUAUGAUCAUGCAGAUACAGUUUUCAUACUUGCUUUUCCUUAAGUUUUCUAUACUUUUUGCCAAUUGACUUAACAAUGUUGCCAUCAUGAGGGGAUUUCAAGCACUCUUGCACAUUUAUUUAGUUCAGUGUUCCUUUGUGAAUAAAUGGCUUAACUUUGUUUUUACUAUCUUUUCAUUACUUUUAAUUUUCUCAUCUCACUUUAUCUCUGUAUCAGUGACCUACCUUAAAUAAUCCGCUCACCUAAAUAGUCUAAAAUAUUCAUUUCAUGAUCGAUCUCCAAGGAUCUAAGAUUAGUUUAGGUCAAACAAACCCCGAUGUAUAUAGAGCCUCUCUAUCUGCCUCCUUGCUGGUGCAGGUAGGUCAUUGACAGCACUCAUGAUCCUCUGCACACACACACACACCCUCACUGAACCCUUCAUAUGCACACACACACCCACCAAACCCUUGAAGACAUUAAAAGUCCUAGCUGAGACCUUCUCUCCUCCUGUCUGCAUGUGUUUUGGUUGUCAGGUGUUUCUGCAUGACAAUGUCCCACAAGAACAAAUAAUGAUUUCAGUCGGCCCACCUGUAUUUAAAAUGUGCAAGAAAAAUUGAAAUACUCUGCUGUAGCAAGUUUUAUGUAACAAAGAUAUAUCAUCGUGUUAAUAAAUUAAAAGCAUCAUUUGUAUAAAAUACUUUAUUUACUUUUUUAUUUCAUUUAAACCCAAGAACAUGCUAAUCAUGUGUUCUAUGUAUGCUACAAAUUCUCUGGUAGCGUUGUUGUAUAUUAUUGUAAAAUUAUUUGAAUAAAUUGUGGGGAUGACAAUUUGAUUAUUAUAAUUUAGUUUUCAAAAAUUGAACAGAUUUCUAUGAAUCCUAAAAAUAUUUUUUUCUAUAAAAUUAUUAGUACCCAGCUAGAAUCUGCCCAGGUGGAUGACUCCUAGGCAUCUGUUGGUUUCUGGGGCUUCUCAGCCAUUCCAUUUUACCGUCUCUGUUUGAAGUACAUGAGCAAGCCAUCAGCUGUGUCAAGGGGUCUAUUUCUGACUAAUCAAGUACAUUAAAUUGGAAUAUUUUUAACAUGCCUAAAAUUUCCAUUUUUAGCCACCGCUGAAAAGAUUUUCUUUAAAAACUUGAAAUAGUACAUUGGUGGCAAAAUCCAGUAUUUUAUUCAAAUUAUAUUAUGUAAGACAGAAGAAAUGGUGUUUUGCCCAGUAAAUCAAGAAAUGGCAUUGAGUAGGACGGAGCCCUAGACAGAGAGGGAAGCUUUGCUGGAGUGGCAUCAAGUGCAGACAGGGAGCAGGAACAGGCACUUUGUGGGAUCCUCUGAUUCCCCAAGUUAGGUCAGGGUUCCCUCCUUAGCUAAUAUUCCCAAGGGACAUCAUGCUUCUGUACAGUGACACAUUUCUGUGCAUCCUCCUCUUACCUCUGACAAUGUGCUGAAAAUCCUUCGACUAUCAUAAAGGCCUUGUCUGUGCCAUCCCUUACUCCCUCACUGACGCUAAAUAUACACUUGAUAUCAAACUGUCAGCCUACCAAAAAGAUGCCGUGGCUUAUGGGUAUUGCUGUCUUGUUCUUGGUAUGUACCUGUACUGAUUGCCCCUUGGUCUUUAAAAAAAAAAAAAAAAGCUCAUUGUAAGCCUAAAAAUAGCUGACUAUCUUUUCCCACUGACUGUUUUUCUUUCCUUCUGCUUGUUGUAAGAAUCAAAUGAAAUAAUGUAUAUGUAAAGGCACCUUGUAAACUGUAAGCUUUCAAUGUAAGCCGUAAGGUGUGUUAUUUCAUUAAUUAGUUCUUCGUUUAGAGUGCAGUUUCCUAUGCGCUAUUAUAGCUAGGAAAUGCUGAAAAUGUGUUUUUUAAUUCAUCAAUAACCGCAAAAUUAAAAGUAUCUUCAAAGGA
This is a messenger RNA of Grammomys surdaster, 4368 nucleotides long. RefSeq names its product protein kinase cAMP-activated catalytic subunit beta (gene Prkacb). NCBI's taxonomy places the organism in Eukaryota, Metazoa, Chordata, Mammalia, Rodentia, Muridae. The coding region runs from base 109 to 1305 and encodes 398 amino acids. The record is from RefSeq and is a predicted model, not a curated record. The transcript has 10 exons. Gene Ontology annotation, cellular component: cAMP-dependent protein kinase complex; nucleus. Gene Ontology annotation, biological process: peptidyl-serine phosphorylation. Gene Ontology annotation, molecular function: cAMP-dependent protein kinase activity; ATP binding.